Messenger RNA from Microtus ochrogaster (prairie vole), 3150 nucleotides. Its product is annotated as zinc finger protein 709-like. Gene Ontology annotation, cellular component: nucleus. NCBI's taxonomy places the organism in Eukaryota, Metazoa, Chordata, Mammalia, Rodentia, Cricetidae. The coding region runs from base 1068 to 2666 and encodes 532 amino acids. Gene Ontology annotation, biological process: regulation of DNA-templated transcription. The transcript has 5 exons. The record is from RefSeq and is a predicted model, not a curated record.
GGGGCCGCGGUCCCAGACGGGGAGGAGCGAUCGGUUGAGCCACGGGAGCCUGUGUGCUGGGUCCUCCCCGCGCUGGGGGAGGGGUGGAGCCGGCCGGAGAACCGGGCACCCUAAAAGGUUCACGCGGCGACCUUAGCCUCAUCAUUCGCCAGGCCCUGUCUCGGAGGGUUCUGGUCACUUCCGCCCUUCCCGCCAUUGCUGCUCUGAGCGCGGGGAGCAGAAGGCUCCGCCCUUUGCGGGGGUAGCUUCCGGGUUGGUGACGUCACCGACCGGUGCUGGCGCCCCGUUUGUGCUCUUGGUGUCGCACUUAAGGCUGUGUUCUCUGCACAGUGGUCUAGACGUUCUGGACUCUGUAUUUCAAAUUUAGGUCUAGGAUCAAUUCUGAGUUAAUUUUUGAAAUUUUCUGAGUGUCCAGGGUAUUUCUUUAGAAUGGUGUUUCAGAAACAGUUCUAGAAAAGAUUUCUCAGUGGAUUUCAUUUGCUACUUUAUCAAAGAGUCCUGGUAAUUGAAUCAGGGUGUGAAAAUGUGGACAACAGGGAGAUGAAGAUGACAGAAAAAUAAAGAUAGCGGCUAGUCGCCGGCCUUCAGAGGUGCUCUUCGGAAGGUGCACAUUCCCGAUAACACACACAAUAAAUACUGCUGGAAAAGCUGAGAACAAUAAAACCAGAGCUAACUACUUAAAACCUUAGAUUGGAAACUUUUACCAUAAGUAAUCAACUAAGAGACCUGUCUCUGUGCAGGACUGCCAGGAAAUUUCAGGAAGUCCUAACUGAGCCGAGAAGACCCUGUUGUAUAGUAGGUGGCACUUUGAGUGUGGCCUUAAUACAGAGAAGUCCAAAGAAGAAGCAGUGUUGAUCUCCUGCCUGCCUUCACUUCUUGUUAGUGAGUGCAUCUGUCCCAUUGCUGCUGCUGCUACUGCUGCCGCCACUGCCACCAUCCUUCUGACAUUGAAACCCAGCUUUUUGUACUUUCCGGUGUGGACUGAAGACCAGAAGCUGUCCAGGUGUGCUCUGGGCCUUAGGUGCCAGAUUGAAGGGUUCCAGCCUUGUGGGCAGAGCCUCUCCAUCAUGGAGACUGCCAUUGUUGGACUCUCUAGACCGGAUCAGGACCUGGUGAGCUUUGAGGAUCUGGCUGUGCACUUCACCCAGGAAGAGUGGGAUUUGCUGGAUCCUUCCCAGAAGAGUCUCUAUGGAGAUGUGAUGCUGGAGACCUGCAGGAACUUCACUGCCAUCGGAUACGAAUGGGAAGAUCAGAAAAUUGAAGAACAUAAUGAAGAUCCUGAAAUAAAUCUAAGGCACGUCAUAUCUCACUCUGAAUAUACACAGUAUGUACAUGAAGACUAUGAACAGAAGCCACAGGACUCCAAUUUUCUUACAAGUAUUGAAGGAUACACGGAAACUCAGACUUCGAGUGGGCCUUCUGUGUGUGAGGUGUGUUUAAAGACCUUUGGACUAUAUCAUCUAACUUAUAAUGGACAUCACAACUAUGACUACAAGGAAGCUGGAGGAAGCCAGACUGACGAAAAUGAUUAUGAAGGUAAUCAGUGUGAUAAAACUUCCAGUUCUCUUCAAAAAGAAGAAAAAAAUCAUACUGGAAAAAAACUCUAUGUGUGUCAAGAAUGUGGUAAAGCCUUUAGGUAUCCCAGUGCCCUCCAAUUACAUGAAAGAAUUCAUACUGGAGAAAAACCCUAUGAAUGUAAAGACUGUGGGAAAGCUUUUAGAGGUCUCAGUGCCCUUCAUUUGCAUGAAAGAAUUCAUACGGGAGAAAAACCUUACGAAUGUAAACAGUGUGGUAGAGCCUUCACGUAUCUCAGUGCCCUUCAAUUACAUGAAAGAAUUCAUACUGAGGAAAGACCCUGUGAGUGUAAACAAUGUGGUAAAACCUUUAGAUAUACCAGGGCCCUUAAAUUACAUGAAAGAAUUCAUACUGGAGAAAAGCCCUAUGAAUGUAAGCAAUGUGGUAAAUUCUUUAGAAGUCACAGGACCCUUAAGUUACAUAAAAGAAUUCAUACUGGAGAAAAACCCUAUGAGUGCAAAGAAUGUGGGAAAGCUUUUAGAUGGCUUACUUCUCUGAAGUUACAUGAAAAAAUUCAUACAGGAGAAAAACCCUAUGAAUGCCAAGAGUGUGGGAAAGCCUUCAGGUGUCAGGCUUCCUAUCAUAGACAUAAAAUAACUCAUGGUGGAGAAACGUUGUAUGAGUGUAAAGAGUGUGGUAAGUCCUUCAUUUACCCCUCUUUACUUCAAGUGCACGAAAGAACGCACACAGGUGAAAAGCCCUUUGAGUGUAAGCUGUGUGGGAAAGCUUUUAGAUGUCAAUCUUCGCUUCGGUUGCAUGAAAGAACGCACACUGGAGAAAAGCCCUAUGAAUGUAAACAUUGUAACAAAGCCUUUUCGAGUUAUAAUUAUCUUCGAUUUCAUGAAAGAAGCCACACUGGAGAGAAACCCUAUGAAUGCAAAGAAUGUGGGAAAACCUUCACACAUCGCUCUUACCUUCGGUCACAUGAAAGAAGACAUACUGGAGAGAAACCGUACCAGUGUGUUCAGUGUGGCAGAUCCUUCAGCCGGCAUAGUUCCUUUAAGAGGCAUCAGUCCGUUCAUGGAGUGGAAAACCCGUAUGAAUGUCAGCAAUAUCUACUUCCUUUAUCUCCAUUUCCUUCAAAUGAAUGAAAGAACAGAUACUGGCAACAAACUUUGAAUGUAAGCGUUUCCCCCAUUGACAUAAAACCCUUGUGGGAACUAAAGACAGGGAUGAGCCUUUUGUAUGUAAACUGUGUGGCAUAGCUUUUCAGGGGUCACGGUGUCCUUCAGCUCCAUGAAGGAAUUCACUUUGAACAAAGUUUUUAUUUGUUACUAAUGUGGUGUUACUUGUCACACUUCUUUCAGAGAAGUAAGUUAAUUCCUGCUGGGCAAACGCCCUAUGAAUGUACAGGAUAUGUUUAGUCUUUCAUUUUCCCCAUUUGCCUUAAAAUCAUGAAAAGUCAUAGUGGUGAAAGGUCACAUGUUCACACGUCCUCUCAGCAGCAUGAACUCAUGAUAGAGGAAAUGUGAGUGGAAGCUGUGGGAAAGCCUUGAUAUCAUUGCUCCCUCACACUCCAUGAGUGACUUGUAGUGGAAAUAGUUUUCCAAGCAAAAAUAAAAGCUGUGAAGUUUU